UCAGCUGCGCUGCAACUACUUUCUGCUUUGGUACAUGGUGCUUUUCCUAAUUCCUCAGGGUUGACUGAUCUACAAUAAUUUCCAGAGUCAGCUCUUACCAUCUUUUAUCAGAUCAUAUUCUUGCUGAUUGCUCGCUUCCAAUCGAUCGAUCGAUCUUAUAAUUUUGUUUAACAGAGGAGUCAUCCAUGGAGGGAAAGAGCUCGAGUGACAAUGAAAGAACUAUCUCAUCAGACUAAGAAGCGCCAGUCAACUCCAUUUAUACGUGGAAGUAAUGAGGUGUUCUUAAGCUGUGCCAAACACAAGUCAUCUAAAGAUCUGGUCUUAUAUCUCAGUCGAACAUUGGAGACAGCCGGAAUCCGCACUAUCGACUCCGGACAUCGCAGACUCAUUGCUUCAGUGGAAGCAAUCUAUCGAUCCAGCAUUUACAUUCCCGUGAUAUGUGAGGAUUAUCUGUCGACACCGGAUUGCCUGACUGAGCUUCGAGACUUGUUGGAUAUCUGGAUGCGAGAACCUGACAAAGUGAUUUUACCCAUAUUUCAUGGGCUCAAACGCUCUGAUGCAUUCAAAACAGCCAUGACAAUAAUCGAGAAAAGUUGCUUGGAGCCAUCGAUUCGUGAGGCUGGGAUUGAACGUGUUAAUGUGGUUGCAAAGAUGAGUGGAUGGGUUGUCUCCGAUCCCUGCUCUGCAGAAACUGUGCACUUGAUUGCUCAAGAAGUUGCAAGUAUAAUCCAUCCCAAAUUUCCGCAAGAAGGUCCAUAUUUUGUUGGAAUUGAUCGAAAAGUAGAACAGAUCAUGAAUCUCUUAAACGUCGAAGUUAAUGACUAAAGGGUAGUUGGUAUACAUGGGAUGGGUGGUAUUGGAAAGACUACUCUUGCAAAAGUCGUCUAUCAUCGUCUCUCAGCGUGCUUUGAAGGCUGUUGCUUUCUUCCAGAUAUCCGGCAGACACAAACGAAUGAAGAACUGCUGUCAGAAUUUGCAGACAAAAUUGAUCUCUGGCAUAUUAAAGAGAGAGUGUGACGAGAUUACUUCUGCCGAUGAAGGAAUUAGCUAUAUGAGAGAAGUAUUUUGCAAUAUGAAAGUGCUGAUUGUUCUUGAUGACGUUGACAGAAUGUUUAAUCUCACAGAACUCAUAGGAGAGCUCGAUACAUUUGGUCCCGGAAGCAGGAUAAUCGUCACCUCGAGAUAUGAAAAAGAUCUUCCAAGAGUUGAUCAGACUUUCGAAGUUCCAGAGCUGUGUCGAUGGGAAGUUCAACUGCAUUUCUCCAGUUAUACAGAUGCAAAUUGUCCUCCUUUCAAUAAACUUGCCGCUGAAAUUGUAUCUGUUGUAGGAGGACUCCCUCUUGUUGUUGAAGUUAUUGGAUCUUUUUUAUUUGGUAAAGGAGUUGCUGUAUGGACAGAGACACUUCAAAAGUUAAAGCUUAUACCUU
Messenger RNA from Punica granatum (pomegranate), 1427 nucleotides. NCBI's taxonomy places the organism in Eukaryota, Viridiplantae, Streptophyta, Magnoliopsida, Myrtales, Lythraceae. The record is from RefSeq and is a predicted model, not a curated record.